This is a messenger RNA of Caenorhabditis remanei, 1110 nucleotides long. RefSeq lists its product as uncharacterized. Bases 1 to 1110 code for a protein of 369 amino acids. The transcript has 7 exons. Lineage: Eukaryota; Metazoa; Nematoda; Chromadorea; Rhabditida; Rhabditidae. The record is from RefSeq and is a predicted model, not a curated record.
AUGUUGCUUCAAGUAUUCAGCAUUCUCUUUCUCUUUGCACAAUGUGCAGCUGACGAAGAAUACACAAUGGUGACAAAAGCUCCAAGCGAAGACGAAAUGAUGGGUGAAGUGUUGAGCAAAUUAAACGAUCUCCGACGAUCAGUGGUCUACGACACGAAUGCAUCUAACCUGCAUUGGCUGAAAUGGGACUUGUCGUUGGCUUGGAUGGCUCAGAAAGCAACUGAUACUUGUGAAAACACAGAGAAAGACGUUGAUGGUUUCAUCAAAAUGCGAUUGAGACUUUCCAAUCAAAAGGCGGCGCCUGAUCAUCUUUUGAUUCAUGAUAUCUGGAUUAAUAUCAAAAACUUCGCGGAACACAUCAAAGAAUAUGGAGCAGAUAUUGAUGAAACAAUAGAUGAAUUCUCGAAAUUUUAUGAUUUAUUUCGAAGUGAUUGGACUCGAAUUGGAUGCGCUUUCCAAGUUUGUAAAGACUUGAUGACUGGAGAAGACACAAAUCUGGUCUGUCUCCUAGGGCCGAAAACGGCGAGAAGUGGUCCUAUCUUCGAGAUGAAAAAGUCUGAAGAUGAUCUGUGUACCGACUGUGAAUGUGAAGAACUGAUGUGCAAGGAGCCAGUUUUUGAUGUAUCGAAACUGACGGAUGAGGAGUUUCAGAAGAGUAUUUUGGAAGAUUUGAAUGGUGCAAGGAGCAAGUUUGCACAAAGGGCGAAUGCUUCGUAUAUGAAUAAAUUGGUUUGGGAUGAAAAACUUGCCGCUUCUGCUCAUGACUCUGGAUCACAGUGUCCUGACAAGUUGACUCAUGGCUCAAAUUAUCGAGAAGUUCCUACAAGUUCUUUCUGGAAUAUGGCUGCUGGGCUAUCACCUCUCGGAGAUCUAUAUGGUGUGUCUACGGUAGAGGAAAGCUACAAAGAGGUGUAUGAUUGGAGUGUAAUGUACACAAUUCUAUGGCCAGAAAUGAGAAAAGUCGGAUGUUCACGUACUCCGAACUGUCCAAGCGAAGCUUGGUGUCAUAUUGGAGAGAUUGCUCAGCUGGAUGGAAAAAUGUACGAGAAAGGAGCACUAUGUUCAAAAUGUAAAGAAGGACAAUCAUGUGGAGAUGGAUUGUGUGUUUGA